Messenger RNA from Rotaria sp. Silwood1, 1482 nucleotides. The record is from the annotation of a GenBank genome assembly. NCBI's taxonomy places the organism in Eukaryota, Metazoa, Rotifera, Eurotatoria, Philodinida, Philodinidae.
AUGGGCUUCUUCAUCGGUGAUCUUUAUCGACACAUAGAAGAAUUACAUACAAAACAAUUCGGCAAUCAGCAAUCCACCCAAGAAUUCCGUGUCUACCGAGGUCAAGGUUUGGCCAAGGUAGAUUUGGAACAAAUAAUGCAAACAAAAGGUGGACUUAUGUCAUUUCAUAACUUUUUAUCCACCAGCAAGGUUGAAAAUGUUUCUCUUGAUUUUGCUCGUCGUGCUCUUUCGAAUCCUGAUCGGGUUGGGAUUCUCUUUGUUAUGUUGAUUGAUUCUUCGAAGUCAUCGACACCCUUUGCUUCAAUUACUGACGUUAGUGUCUAUCAAGAUACAGAAGAUGAAGUACUCUUCUCCAUGAACACAGUUUUUCGCAUCGGAGAUGUCAAGCAAAUGGAUGAAAAUAGUCGUCUUUGGCAAGUGGACUUGACGCUUACCAGUGAUCACGAUCCAGAACUUCACAUACUUACUGAACGUAUAAGAGAAGAAACUUUUCCAGACAGUGAAGGAUGGGAACGAUUAGGUUUAAUAUUAAUUAGACUGGGCCACUCGGGCAAGGCAGAAGAAGUCUACGAAAUGAUGCUUGAACAAGCAUCUAAUGAUCGUGAAAAAGCGGGUAUUUAUCAUCAAAUUGGAUCGACCAAACGGGAUAAAGGAGAAUACAGAGAAGCAAUUGCAAAUUAUGAAAAAUCACUUGAAAUUCGACAACAAUUUCUUGGUCCAAAUCAUCCUAGCAUGACUAGAUCCUACAACAACAUCGGAUUGGUAUAUCACAGCAUGGGCGAGUAUUCGAAAGCACUUACAUAUCAUGAAAAAGCACUUGAAAUACGACAAAAAUCUCUUCGUCCAGAUGAUCCUGUACUGGCUUCUUCCUACAAUAACAUCGGUAUGGUGUACGAAAACAUAGGCGAAUAUUCGCAAGCACUUUCGCAUUACCAAAAAGCACUUGAAAUCCGACAAAAAUCUCUUCCUCCAAAUCAUCCUGAAUUGGCUUCUUCCUACAAUAACAUCGGUAAUACUUAUGGUGGAAUGGGCGAAAAUUCGAAAGAACUUUUAUAUCACGAAAAAGCACUUGAAAUUCGACAAAGAACUCUUCCUCCAGAUCAUCCUGAUUUGGCUUUUUCCUACAAUAACAUCGGUUCGGCGUAUGCCGAAAUGGGAGAGUAUACGAAAGCACUUUCGUCUUUCGAAAAAGCCAUUGAAAUUCGACAAAAAUCUCUUCCUCCAAAUCAUCCUGAUUUGGCUCUUUCCUACAACAGCAUCGGUACGGUGUAUGAGCUCAUGGGUAAUUACCCGGAAGCACUUUCAUUUUAUGAACGUGCUGUUAAUAGUGGACAACGUUCAUUACCAUCAUAUCACCCUCAUCUUCAACUAUAUAUAAAGAACCUCGAAAAUAUGAGAAAAGAAAUGAUAAAGAUUUUUUCUUUUAGUGGCGUAACCGGAGGGGGAGCCUGGGGAGGUUCAGUUCCUUCAUUAAUCAGUUGA